Nicotiana tabacum (common tobacco) is the source of this 1003-nucleotide messenger RNA. RefSeq lists its product as uncharacterized. The record is from RefSeq and is a predicted model, not a curated record. Lineage: Eukaryota; Viridiplantae; Streptophyta; Magnoliopsida; Solanales; Solanaceae.
UAUUCUAAAACUUUUAUUGUGUGCUUCGCCCCUUUGUAAUAAUGUUAAAUUUUUUGGGUUUGAAUCUCCGGAAUGAAAAUCUUUUAGUAGUGAGCAUUUUACUCCUUAAAACACCUUUGUAAUAAUAUUAAAUAUUUUUGGUUUAGCUUGAGAAUAAACAUCUUUUGUAGCGAACAUUUUACUCCUUAAAUCUAUGCCUACCUGGUGCGUGGACUAUAAUUAGUGCGACCAAUUUUAUAAGUAAUCAAACGUUGUUGCGUUGCCUUUAUUUUGAAGAAAAAGGUCGAGCAUAGAGCAAAUCAAAUUGUGAUCCCCCAGCCCCAAGGUAAUUCAAGAUUCAAAAUGAAGCUGAAGAUAGUUUGGAGGAAAGUAUCUGAUUAUGUUCGAUAUGAUCUGAAGGAGAUUGCUUUUCCUUCAUCUUUACCGGACCCUCCCCACAUCAAAAAACGUAGGAAACUAACUUUGAAGGAGCGCUAUCUUGUGCUGAAGGAAGCGUCUAGGCUUUAUGCUGCAAGCUGGGUGAGGGACAUUGGUCCUGAACUUCGGCCCAAUGAUCACAAAAAGAAGAGUGAGAUUGAAGACGAGUCGGAUGAAGAAAAUGGUAGCAGAAAGGAGAAGGAACCCUCAACAAUAGAGGAUCUAGCUGUGGCUGCACGAGGUGGAAUGGAGACACUACGACCAGCAUUGCAACGAGUUUACAUGACAAGAGCUUCUGCAUAUAAAGAUGCACUUAAAAGUUUCAUACAAGGAUAUCAAGAAGGUAUUCAACAAACCAUGGAGAAAAAUAAAGACUCGAAGUCUUCCAAAGACACUGAUGCAUCCAAUUCCAUAGGACCAACUUGAGUUCUAAUGGACAAUUCGUGAGUUAUCUUUUGCAAUACCGCUGCAAGAACUUGUAUUAUGUCUUCCCUUGUUUGCGACAAUCAUGUUAAUAAGUAUCACCAAUUCUCUUUUUGUACAUAACUAUAAUGGUUUCAAUAGAAGGGAUGAUAUUAAAUGAUAA